GACUCCCAGAUUUCCACAGCCCUUUCAAGUCAACUUCUCAAUUAUUUCAUUUGGGGAGUAUCAUGAGUUCGCUACAAGUGCUAUUAAAUGAUGCUGAAAAGCACUUUGAAAAACUAAGCUCCUUCUAUGUCCACCAUAUCAUAGCGUAUGUCAAGCGCAGAUCGCCCAGCGCAUACAUAGCUGCAGCCGUAGUUGCCUUCCUCAGCUACCAAGUUUACAAUACGUGCUGGCAAAGUCUCCAAAUGGGAUCUACUUGAGACCCGAUCGAUUUGGAUGGACGGUUGCUAUUGCCAACCCUGCUGCCAUGAAGACUUUACUCCUUCGAGCUGAUGAUUUUCCGAAGCACUUCAGUUUCAGC
Messenger RNA from Umbelopsis ramanniana AG, 358 nucleotides. RefSeq lists its product as uncharacterized. NCBI's taxonomy places the organism in Eukaryota, Fungi, Mucoromycota, Umbelopsidomycetes, Umbelopsidales, Umbelopsidaceae. The record is from RefSeq and is a predicted model, not a curated record. Bases 63 to 257 code for a protein of 64 amino acids. The transcript is spliced from 3 exons.